This is a messenger RNA of Closterium sp. Naga37s-1, 669 nucleotides long. The record is from the annotation of a GenBank genome assembly. Lineage: Eukaryota; Viridiplantae; Streptophyta; Zygnematophyceae; Desmidiales; Closteriaceae.
AUGCAUCUUCUCCGCUUCCUCUUAUCUCUCCUUCUUACUUCCUCGUUCUGUCCGUCCGUUAUCAGGACUCGUCUGUUGGAGAAUCUAUCGAAGCUGCAGCACGCACCCAGUGUGCCCUUCCACACGCGUGCCCCCGAUACACAACUCCCCAAUGAGGAGGAGGAGGAGCCUGACACUCGGCCAGAGGACAGGGAGGCGGAUGGGGAUGCGCCUUCCGUGCUGGAAGGACCAGCAACAGCAACUGUGAAGGAGGAGGGGAAGAGCGGGGGAGGCAAGGGCGCAGCAGCAGCUGGAGAAGGAAUAGGUGGGGCAGGCGGAGCAGGAGGAGGGGCAGGAGGGGGUGGGGGUGGAGGGGCCGUGACAGGGGAGGGGAAGAAGCGACCUCUACCAGAGGCUUCAGGUCGCCCCCCCCCUGCUCGCCCGCCCGUCAAGCCCAAGGUGGAGGCGUCACUCAAAGCCGAGCCUGCCUCCACACCAUCUCGACCUGCCGUACCUGCUGACAAGAAGGAAGAUUUGAUUCACGGCAGCUCCCCGUCCACUCGUGGACUGACACCUGGCGAGGCAGCUGCAGGGGAGAAGGGGAGUGAGAGAGGGAGUGAGAAGGGGUCUGGCAGCGGCUUAUCCCGCAAGGCGUCUCCAUACAGACAAGGGAGCCUUGGUGGUGACUAA